AUGUCGGCUGCUGGCUCGUCUGACGAAGAACUCAAGAGUGGAGUGUACAAAGGAUGGUUCCUCGAGAUCAACGACCAGUGGCCGGGACAAGCCAUGGCGAUCAAAGUGAAGUCGGACUUGUUCCAUGGAAAGUCCGAGUACCAGGACGUCUCAGUCUAUGAGACGGAGACGUAUGGCAAAAUGAUGACGCUGGAUGGGGUGAUCCAGAGCACUCAGCGAGAUGAGUUCUCGUACCACGAGAUGAUCGCCCACCUCCCCCUCUUCUCCCACCCCAACCCCGAGCAUGUCUGCGUGAUCGGAGGAGGAGACGGUGGGGUCCUCCGGGAAAUCAUGCGACACGACUGCGUCAAGUCAGCUGUGCUCUGCGACAUCGACGGAGUUGUCAUCGAGCAGUCCAAGGUUCAUCUGAAGCAUCUCUCCUGCGGCUUCGACGACCCUCGCUCGGAGGUCCGGGUCGGGGACGGGCUGGCGUUCCUCAAGGAGAAGGUGUCAGCCUUCGACGUCAUCAUCGUCGACUCCUCCGACCCCGAUGGGCCCGCAGGGUCUCUCUUUGGCGAGGAGUUCUACAAGGUGGUGCACAAGGCUCUCAAGCCGGGCGGAGUCACCUGCUCCCAGGGUGAAUGCAUGUGGUUGCAUCUAGACCUCAUCAAGAGCAUGAUGCAAUGUUGUAGAGGCAUCUUUUCUAACGUCCAGUACGCCUACACAACCAUACCAACAUACCCAUCAGGUCAGAUCGGGUUUCUCUUGUGCGCUAAGGAUGCGGGAACAACCUUCAACGAACCUGUUCGUGCACCCAGUGACUUGAUGAUGGAGGCGCUACAGUACUACUCCUCCGACAUCCACAGGGCAGCCUUCGUCCUUCCUAACUUUGCGCGGAGAAAGCUCGAUGUGAAUCUGCCACCUCUGACCUUCAAGUAAGCUGCAGGUUGUAUAUAAAGAUCUCUUAAGAGA
Molecule: messenger RNA, 951 nt
Organism: Guillardia theta CCMP2712
Lineage: Eukaryota; Cryptophyceae; Pyrenomonadales; Geminigeraceae
Exons: 8
Coding region: 1-918 (305 amino acids)
Biological process (GO): spermidine biosynthetic process
Cellular component (GO): cytosol
Molecular function (GO): spermidine synthase activity
Source: RefSeq, a predicted model, not a curated record